GGGGGAGGGCAGAACCUGAUGUUAACUUUAUCUGAUCUGAAAGGUGCUAUCAACCACAGCAGUGUAACAAAGGAUCUCUGCAAAGCUGCUGCUGUUUUCCAGUCCUGAAAUGUUGCUAUAAGAAAUCUUGUAUCUUUAGAGAUUAAAUAUACGUGUACAUAUAUCUGUAUGGGUAUGGGAUGCUUACCAUUUUCAUCUGCAGUAUGGUAAAGUUAGUGCUGUUACCCCACCAUACAAACAACGCUGUUGCCAAUGGACAGUGCAGGCUGUUGUCUCUGCUGAGUACAAAUGAGAGAAGAUGACUUCCCUUUUUACUUUGGACUUUCCCUCCUAGGCUACCAUUAAGCCUAAAAGUAGCAGUUAUUCUAACUGUACAUGGUACCCAAGGGCAGCUUUGCUUCUCUGUUUUAAUUUAUCUGUGUAGCUGUCUAUAUCUAAAAUAAAUUCAUCUUUUGUCACUGGUACAUAUAUAUAUACACAAACACACACACAUAUACUAGAUGUGCAUUUCCAGUAGUGCAUUUGGAGCUAAAUAAUCUUUGCUCUAUGAGCCUGCUCUGACCCAUUUUGUCUCCUAAGGGUCAGUUUACAUACCUGGCAACAAUACUCCUGCUAACAAAACAAUCUACAGGCAUUUAGGAGCAUAAGAGCACUUCUGUUCUAUUACCACUCCUAAUUUUACAAUCCUAACUGGCAAAUAUCAUCUCUUAUUAUUAUUAUUUUUAAUAUUUAUCGCAGUAAUAACCUGCUAAAGUCAUUUUCUAUUCAGAAGGAGCAAUUGAGAAAUUAAAAGCGAAGGCAGAACUAAUAGAAAAUUAGUGGGUUUUUAAGUCAUGCAACAUUUUCCAGAUUGUUCAGUAAUUUUUAUGCUUCAAUUAUAGUGUGGGAUGUGGAUGUCUUAUAUGCAGCUGCUGUUAAAUGCUUAGGCUCUGGGCACUCUUACUUGUUGUACUCCUGAAAGGUCCAACUCAAGGGUACCUUAAAAUUUGGGAGAGCCCUAGAGAGUAAAUAUUGCUAUAAAACUGCUUAUAGUAGCAGUAGGAGAGGAUGUUUUUUCCCUUCCCUUCUCUCCCCAACUCUCCAAACCCCAGGCAGUGUUGAGCGCUAUGAACAUCAAAAAAUCGUUCAUCCCUGAGGCUGACUGCAUUGUUUCCUUAGCUCUGUAUAACAGAACAAAGUUCUCUGUAAGAGAGGUGCAUUAAACCUACAGGUGAUGUGUCCAACAUAAACUUGGAGCAUGAUUCUGCUUCCUUUGAAUGCAGCUCAGUAGGACCUGGAUCUUUCCUUGCCUGGCACGCAGACUGCUGACUACAGAGGCAAGAGAAAAUGUGGUAGUGACCUGCUAGCAUCUCAGGGAGGAGGCUGCAUCCAUCUCCUACAGUGCAGAUUUUUUAUCUGCUGAUUGCAAAAAAUUCUUCCUGCAGCAGAAGUGAAAGGUCACGUCAAGCACUUCAUUUCAGCCUAUCCACCUAUACAAAUCAAACACAAGCAGAACUAGGACUACUGGUCUUCUGCCAAACUGCUCAUAAACUGCUGUGAAAAUCUUCUUUCAUAUCUUCUUGGACAUCUCACCUAUUUGCUCAAUCUGCACUAACGUGUAACAGCUCCCCAGGCUUCUCUGAGCACUUUCCCUGCUUAGGUGGAGGCAGCAGACAAUUAGGAACGUGGUUUACCAGCCCUGGUGUUGUCUGAACCCUAUUUGAGAACACAGUUUACAGUGUAGUGAAUUCUUUUGAUUGCAUUAGACAGAUUUUGGAGCUAGACUGCAUUCAGAGCCUGCAUCCUUUGCAUCCCAGGAGGCUAUUUUAUCCAAAAUACUUUUUUUUUUUUUUUUAAGUUUAUUAAAGCCGUAUUUCUUAUCCCACCAAGUUAUGAGAAAAACUGAGUUUAUCAGUUUAAGCUAACAUAUACAGCUGUGAAAAUGUGAAGAAGAUGAAUACAUUGCCAUAUAUCUAUCUCUGAAGUCCUUUCCAUUUUUCCUCUUUCUCAAAGUGGGUUUGGGGGAGCUCAGCAUUCACUGUUACUUUACAGUUCUCAAACUGGCAUUGGGCUUCAGAAGAGAAAGUAGCUGAUGUGGUUAGACUUUCAGGUGGCUUGUGUGGCUCUCUUCAGAUUGAUUGUGUGAGGUUUCAAGGAGAGCCAGCCACCUGUUUUGUCUUGGUUGUAUCUGUGCAUUCCUGCUGGCUGUCCUGCUCAUUCUCAGAACUGUUCCUAGCAUAGAAUAUGUGGCAGCACCAAAUUUUCAGAGGCGAGGCCUUGAAAUCAGAAGUUGCUUUGUGUUCACUGAGGUGGUUAUUUUGUAUGGAUCAGGUGAGCAGUCUCACCAAAUGUAAACUGAGCUCCGGCUUCUUCAGCCGUUCAUUGUGAAGGUCAGAUGAGAUUUCAUGGGAACGUUUUGAAAAUAAUUGUCUAGAUUCCAGGUAACUUUUUUCUUUCUCCGUAUGUAUUUGUGUAAUUUUCCUAGAGAAGCAGGCCUGAAAACAGGAUAUUGAUGCUAUCCCCCUGCUUUUGCAAAUUAGAAGUAAAGGUAAUUUGGGAUGUGCAAAGUGACUGGUGGACUCACCAUCCCUGGAAGUGUUCAAGAAACUUGGAGUUGUGGCACUGAGAGACAUCGUUCCGUGGGCAAUAUUGGUGGUAGAUGGAUGGUUGGACUAGAUGAUCCUAGAAGUCAUUCCCAAUCUUAAUGAUGUUCAGUGUUCAAUGACACCACAACCUGAGUGAUAAAGUGGGUGUGAAAAAGGUGAAACCUUCAGAAUUUAUUUUUUUUCAUGAAGAUGUGUAUGUGGAAAGGAAACAACCUUAAAUUGGCGAACAAAACGUCAUUAAAAUACAUUUUCGUUUUCCUUAACACAAUUUGCAUACCUUUUGUUUUAUGGGAGAUGGAAAACAUGAUACUGGCCAUUGAGAGCUCCUUCUGCAGGAGGGUCUGGCAGCUCAGAGCUCACCAGAGGAUUUAACUUUUUUUUUUUUUUUUUCCUUUUUGCUUACAUCUUAAAACAUGACCCACCUGGGAGGAGAUGUAUGCAUUACUUCAGUCAGCAAUCCCGUUUUUCGCUAAGAAGGAGUUUUAUGCUCUUUCCCAUCACAGUUUUGCCCACAGAGAAUGUUUAAAACCCCUGAGUCAGGCCUUAGAAAAUAAAUAGGUAAGCCACACAGCUGACUUAAGGCAUGAUGCAUGUCUUGCUGGCUUUGAGUUUCAGGGUGUUAAGCCUUAAUCCUUAGCCCAGGAAGGCCAUUACCAGCAGAGGCUGUCCCUUCACACAUGAGGUGCGCCCAGCUGAGAUUUCAUAGAAUCAUAGAAUGGUUUGGGUUGGAAGGGACCUUUAAGAUCAUCUAGUUCCAACCCACUGGUAUAUGCAGGGACACCUCCCUUUAGACCAGGUUGCUCAAAGCCCCACCCAGCCUGGCCUUGAAUGCUUCCAGGGAGGCGGCCUCCACAACCUCACUGUGAAUACAGCCUGUUCCAGUGUCUCACCACCCUUACAGUAAAGAAUUUCUUCCUAAUAUCUAGUCUCAAUCUACCCUCUUCCAGUUUAAAACCAUUUCCCCUUGUCCUGGCACUACCUGCCCUUAUAAAAAGUCCCUUCCAGCUUUCCUGUAGGUCUCCUUCAAUUAAGGGAAGGCUGCUGUAGGGUCCCCUUGGAGCCUUGUCUUCUCCAGGCUGAAGAGCCCCAGCUCUCUCAGCCUGUCCUCACAGUACAGAUGCUCCAGCCCUCUGAUUGUUCAUGGCUCUCCUCUGGACCGGCUCCAACAGCUCUAUGUCCUUGUACAGUACUCCAGAUGGAGUCUCACAAGAGCAGAGCAUUGGGGCAGAAUCACCUCCCUACUGGUCACGCUUCUCUUGAUGCAGUCCAGGAUACGGUUGGCCUUCUGGGCUGUGCUGUACCUCUGGAUGAGCUCAGGGGUCCUCCUGCUUUUGCAGCCGCCUUGCAGGAUAGGACAGGACCCCGGAGGGACAGGAUAAAUACACGUAUACAUGAGUAUAUAUAGACAGAUAUGUUCCUUGUGCUUGCAGGAGGAGGCUGUGAGGCCUGGCAGAGGGCUCCUGGCUGGGAUGCCCUGAAUGCUCCUCAUUGCUACAGCCCCCCCCCACGUUUGUUUCGGAGCCUGGAGAGCUGCAGAGGAAGCUCGGGCUCUGCAAGGAACAUGGCUGUCCCCAGCACGGGCUGCCUCCCGGCGGCCCCUUUAAGGAGCGCGACCCGCAGCCGGCUGGCUCACCCGCCCGCUUGUUUCGCUUCCCCCGCCCCUGCCUGAGACACUCGGAGUCAAAGCAGGUGCAUGCGCAGUGUGCUGGCAGCCGGGCGCGCGUGCGCAGUCACCUGCUGGCUGCCACCCCUCCCUCCGCGCUCCUCCCCGCCGGUACAUCCGGGUCACCGCACGCCCGCCCGCCUGGCCGGUCCCCUGUGGUGCUUUGCAGCUCGCCCCCUCCCCCUCCUCCCCCCUCCCCUCAGUGCGGGCGGCUCCGGCGCUGUCGCCAUCCGCCCCUGCCCUGCGCGGGGUCCGGUCCGGCCCGGCCCGGCCCAGGGAGGCGGCGGCUCCGGCUCCGUCCGCAUCGCCGGGCGGCUCGAUUCUGAAGACAAGCUGCUGCAUCGGUUAUCUGGGGAAGAGGAGUUCUCUCUUAAGACUGCAAGAAGAUACUACCAACUGAGUGGAGGCCAAGAACAGAGUGCAGCACUGGCUGUAGAUGCCCAACCUACAGAAUCUGAAAAGGAAAUUUAUAAUCAGGUGAAUGUAGUGUUAAAGGAUGCAGAAGGAAUACUGGAAGACUUGCAGUCAUAUAGAGGAGCUGGCCAUGAAAUACGAGAGGCAAUACAGCAUCCCAAUGAUGAGAAACUGCAAGAGAAGGCAUGGGGCGCAGUUGUUCCAUUAGUAGGCAAACUAAAGAAAUUCUAUGAAUUUUCUCAAAGACUAGAGGCAGGAUUGAGAGGUCUGUUGGGAGCCCUGACAAGCACUCCGUAUUCACCAACACAACACCUGGAGCGAGAGCAGGCUCUUGCUAAGCAGUUUGCAGAAAUUCUUCACUUUACCCUCCGAUUCGAUGAGCUCAAGAUGACAAAUCCUGCUAUACAGAAUGACUUCAGCUACUACAGAAGAACUCUGAGCCGUAUGAGGAUUAAUAAUGUCCCAGCAGAAGGAGAAAAUGAAGUAAAUAAUGAGUUGGCAAACAGAAUGUCUUUAUUUUAUGCUGAAGCAACGCCAAUGUUGAAAACCUUAAGUGAUGCUACAACAAAAUUUGUGUCAGAGAAUAAAAAUUUACCAAUAGAGAAUACUACAGAUUGUUUAAGCACCAUGGCUAGUGUGUGUAGGGUCAUGCUGGAAACCCCUGAAUAUAGAAGCAGGUUUACAAAUGAGGAAACAGUAUCAUUCUGUCUGAGGGUAAUGGUGGGUGUCAUCAUACUCUAUGACCACGUGCAUCCGGUGGGCGCUUUUGCCAAAACUUCUAAAAUUGAUAUGAAAGGAUGCAUCAAAGUUCUUAAAGACCAGCCUCCUAACAGUGUAGAAGGCCUUCUAAAUGCUCUCAGGUACACAACAAAGCAUUUGAAUGAUGAGACUACCUCCAAGCAAAUUAAAUCCAUGUUGCAAUAACAAUUACCUGGAACUCGCACCUGCUGUAGACAGACAGUAUUCUGCAAUGACUGAGAUGCACAGAUUUUUUUUUUAGUGAUUGCAACUACUAUCUCAUUCAUUCUUGCUUUGUAUUUUUUUUUCUCUCUUCCUGUUUACCUUUUUUUAAUCACUUUCUUGUUCUUAAGUAAGCUCAGACUUCUUUUCUGUGCCAAAUCAAAAAUUACAAUUCUGGAAAGUUUCUACAUUUCAGAAUAGCCAUCCUAAGUGGCAGCUAAUUAUGCGUUGUAUUUGGAUUUCUCUGUACUGGGGAAAGAUUUGUGACUUGAACUAAAUAUUUUUAAACUUGUGGUUUUUUCUUUUUUUGAAAAACUAAUAUUUAAUAUUGCUUCUUCUGCAUGGCAAGACUGCCUACUUCUGCUAUUUAAAAAUCCCUUGAUGACUUCAUUUUCUAUUGCAGCUUAUUUUCAUGUGCAACCAUGAGGAAACUAAAAGCAGAUUUGUUUAAAUUAACUGUGUUUGUACAAAAUGGUACCCAACACAAAGGUUUUUUUAAAUGAGUAAAAACUGUUUUGUUUAAAAGUUACGUUUGCAUUUUGACUCAUUUUUGUAAGGAUGUAUGUUGUAUGUUUAACCUUUAAUAACUAACGUUAAACUGUGGUGUGUGCGUAGCAAAAUUACGUAUGCAUGUUCAUGUCAAAUGAUUGGCUGUGGAUAAGAUAAUAAAAUCAGCUUUCAUUUUUCUAA
Messenger RNA from Gallus gallus (chicken), 6312 nucleotides. RefSeq names its product family with sequence similarity 49 member B (gene FAM49B). The record is from RefSeq and is a predicted model, not a curated record. The transcript is spliced from 12 exons. Lineage: Eukaryota; Metazoa; Chordata; Aves; Galliformes; Phasianidae. Gene Ontology annotation, molecular function: small GTPase binding. Gene Ontology annotation, biological process: regulation of actin filament polymerization; positive regulation of T cell activation. Bases 4279 to 5586 code for a protein of 435 amino acids.